Molecule: messenger RNA, 1890 nt
Organism: Paraglomus occultum
Lineage: Eukaryota; Fungi; Glomeromycota; Glomeromycetes; Paraglomerales; Paraglomeraceae
Source: the annotation of a GenBank genome assembly
AUGAUGAAAAUUGUGCCCCUCGGCGCUGGUCAAGAUGUCGGAAGAAGCUGUAUUAUAGUAACUAUGGGCGAUGAUAGCACAGGAACAAAGAACAUUAUGUUUGAUUGCGGAAUGCAUAUGGGAUAUAACGACAAGAGAAGGUUCCCAGACUUUUCUUAUAUAUCAAAAACUGGCGGCAACUUUACAGAAAUGUUGGAUUGUAUUAUUGUUUCUCACUUUCAUUUGGAUCAUUGUGGAGCUCUUCCUUAUUUCACCGAGAUGUGUGGCUAUGAUGGCCCAAUAUAUAUGACCUAUCCUACGAAAGCAAUCUGUCCCAUACUAUUAGAAGAUUACCGUCGUAUUACGGUAGAGAGAAAAGGUGAAACAGACUUUUUCACUGCUCAGAUGAUCAAAGACUGUAUGAAAAAAGUGACAGCUGUGAAUCUUCAUCAGACUGUCAAAGUCAAUGGCGAUGAUGACUUUGAGAUCAAGGCAUAUUAUGCUGGACACGUAUUGGGCGCGGCUAUGUUUAGCGUGCGGGUCGGUCAGCAGACGGUCGUCUACACCGGUGAUUAUAAUAUGACACCUGACAGACAUCUCGGUGCUGCGUGGAUUGAUAAGGUGAGGCCGGACGUAUUGAUAACGGAGAGCACUUACGCAACAACCAUCAGAGACUCAAAGAGAUCACGCGAGCGUGAUUUUUUGAAGAAAGUUCAUGACUGUGUUAACAGUGGAGGGAAGGUUCUUAUCCCUGUCUUUGCACUAGGCAGAGCCCAAGAACUAUGUAUACUCAUUGAGACGUAUUGGGAGCGGAAUAAUUUGACUGUACCAGUAUACUUUUCAGCAGGAAUGACAGAGCGUGCCAAUGAGUAUUAUAAAUUAUUCAUCAAUUGGACAAACGAGAAAAUCAAAUCAACAUUUGUACAUAGAAAUAUGUUUGAUUUCAAACAUAUUCAAGCAUGGAACCGAGCAUACUUGGACAAGGAAGGGGCAGCAGUGCUCUUUGCGUCUCCGGGAAUGUUGCAUGUGGGCACAAGUUUAGAAGUGUUUAAGAAAUGGGCACCCGAUCCAAAGAACAUGGUCAUAAUGCCCGGUUACUGUGUAGCAGGGACAGUCGGCGCAAAAGUACUGGCCGGUGAGAAGAAAAUACACGUCGAUGCGUUUACCGUCAUUGAUGUCAAGUUGCAAGUCAGGAAUCUGUCGUUUUCGGCACAUGCGGAUGCAAAAGGCAUAAUGCAACUGAUUAAACAAUGCGAACCAAGGAAUGUGGUAUUGGUACACGGUGAAAAGUCAAAGAUGGAAUUCUUGCAGGAGAAGAUAAAGAGAGAGUUUCCUGAAGUGGAUGGAUGCUUUUUUCCUGCAAACGGUACCACAAUUUCCAUAGAUACUAGUCUUAACAUUCCUGUAGAUGUUAGUGUAGGAUUGCUUAAGAAAUAUCUGGCCGAGAAGAACUCACAAACGAGAGCGAACAUCAGCCUGUGGAGCCUUAAUAAAGUAAAGCCGUAUAAUAGUGUUCCAAUAUCAGGUAUGCUCGUAAUGCAACCGAAUAAACCAGUUCGUUUACUUACUCCCACUGAAGGUGCAUCUCAAAUUGGUCUGCAACUACAUGAAUUGACUUUUGAUGUGUGGAAGACUAUUGAUGAUCAAGUAUUUUGGAAGAAAUGGGGCUCACGAGUGAGUGGGCUUGGGAGAGAACUACGAUAUGCUGCAUUAAAGGUUGUAGAAGAUGCGCUGAUGAAGAGAUUUGGUGAUGAUCUAUUGAUUACUAGAGAAAAGACAAGGAUUGUUGUUAGGACAUUUGUUGUAGCAAUUGUAUCAGAUACUGCAAAUAAGUUAAAGAUAACAUGGAAUUAUAGAGAUGAGGAAUUAGCUAAUGCGCUGAUGGCUAUUGUUGAUGAUGUACUUCCAUGA